GAACAACAUCUCUCAGUCCAAGUCAUAUUUGUUAGCCACAGUUUAAGUCUGCGAAUUGACCAUUCCGGUUGGUGUCAAAUUUGGUUUAGUUAAAAAAGACGAUUUUUUUCAAGGCAGAGAAUUCAAAAACGUUUCAAUGGAUUCAAUCAUUGCUUGUUUAGUUUUUGUCACCAUUCUAGUUGGCGUGUCUUCAGCACCUCAAACGAGAAGCCACACAACAUCAAACACAAAUGUGAUGAGUUUACAGAAAAUCGAAGAACUUAUUAAGAACGGGUCAAAUGUCAAUUUCAAAGAUGAUAACGGUGAAUUUCCAAUUCACGUAGCUAGUGCUUUGGGUGAAGUACAGGUUGUUGAUGCACUUAUCAAGAGAGGAGCUGAUGUCAAUAUAUUAGACAAUUUUGGACGAACACCGUUACAUAGAGCCGUUUCGGAAGGUCAUGCUGGUGUAGUUGAAUUGUUAACUGAGAACCAUGCGAACAUUAGCAUUCGUGCAACAAACGAAGUGCUAUGGAUAUUGUGAUUAAAAGACUCAAUGGAACCGACCCUGGCAGCUUCGAUUACUUUGCCUUUGAAAAUAUACAUGAAUCGUUACAGCGCGCCCGAACAUCUUGGAAAGCCUGCCAAACAUAUUUUGUCGAUCCGACAUCUCGCAUUCUAGGCGGGGAAUUGGCAGUAAAGAAGGAGUUUCCAUGGAUGGCUGCACUUGGUUACCUUUCCACCGACUAUAGAGUGACUUUUGACUGUGGUGGUACGGUCAUAUCGGAAAACUAUGUAUUAACAGCAGCACAUUGUGCAAGAACCCAACAGCCUCCGAUUGUUUGCCGUUUG
Contarinia nasturtii (swede midge) is the source of this 828-nucleotide messenger RNA. RefSeq names its product cyclin-dependent kinase 4 inhibitor D-like. The record is from RefSeq and is a predicted model, not a curated record. Gene Ontology annotation, molecular function: protein binding. Bases 137 to 520 code for a protein of 127 amino acids. Gene Ontology annotation, cellular component: cytoplasm; nucleus. Lineage: Eukaryota; Metazoa; Arthropoda; Insecta; Diptera; Cecidomyiidae. The transcript has 9 exons.